AUGGUGCAGAGGUGUGUAGCGCAAAUCAAGCACACUCUACAGAUCGAGACAGUAACCAGCAACGGCUACAGAAGCAAGAAGAAGACAAGAAAGGACGACGAGGGAUUCGAAUUCGAGGUGGUGCGGCACCGGGGGCCCAUAGGGCAGGCCGGUGACUGGCAUUGGUCCGAUGAGGAGUCCGACGACGAUGAGCCGGAUAUGAUAGAUCCGGCAAUCGCCGCCUCCUCGGACGAGGAGAACGAUGAGGACGGAGAUGAUAGUGGCUACGGGACAGAGGAGAGCGAAGCCGAGUCGGUGGUGAACCAGGGCCACCAGGAGGAGGAUGAUGAUGAAGAAAUGUGGAGAGAGCUGGACGAGGCGAUACGUAUGAUGGAUGACGAAGCGGCGGGAGAUGCGAGCAGCGGCCGAAGUAGCCCAGAGGAGUAUGCGCCAUGGGAACAAAAUGAGAUCCAUGAGCCUCCAGCAAGAUUGUGGGAGCCAGCGCGGCCAUCAACGCCGUUUCGUAUGGUGGACUCAAUGUCAGAGGCCAGCGAAACGGCGGAGAUGGCCGUGGCUGAUGAAGGUGCGGCUGAUGGAGUAGCCAGCACCGAGCCGGAGGGGACGGAUUGGGAGGCAGAAAGGGCUAUAUGCGAGGUUUCCUGCAUGCAAGAAUCCUAG
Drosophila willistoni is the source of this 657-nucleotide messenger RNA. Its product is annotated as sarcoplasmic reticulum histidine-rich calcium-binding protein-like. The record is from RefSeq and is a predicted model, not a curated record. NCBI's taxonomy places the organism in Eukaryota, Metazoa, Arthropoda, Insecta, Diptera, Drosophilidae. The transcript has 3 exons. The coding region runs from base 1 to 657 and encodes 218 amino acids.